This is a messenger RNA of Ostertagia ostertagi, 336 nucleotides long. The record is from the annotation of a GenBank genome assembly. NCBI's taxonomy places the organism in Eukaryota, Metazoa, Nematoda, Chromadorea, Rhabditida, Trichostrongylidae.
UACCGCGAUUGUUGGCCGGCCAUAAGGGAUGGCAUCGAAGGUGUGAUACUGGUGGCGAAUCCUGAUGAGAAUAAAGGCGAAGAUUUGAAGAUAUGGUACGACGAGUUCAUCGCCUCGUCAAACUUAGACUCGGAAAAUAUUCUCAUCGUCCUCAACGAAAUGGGGGAAAAACGCACGAAUGACACUGCUAUCUCAGAAUUUCGAUUGCCUCCGCAACUGUCGUCAGCUACAUGUGCAGCCUGCAAUCUAUUGCACGAAGGCGAUCAACUGAGACUCGACUUCAAUCAAUUUUUAGUCACAAUCAUCGCCAAAUCGGAGGUUCCAUCUGAUAUGUGA